This is a messenger RNA of Osmia lignaria (orchard mason bee), 2703 nucleotides long. Its product is annotated as transmembrane protein 115. The record is from RefSeq and is a predicted model, not a curated record. Gene Ontology annotation, biological process: retrograde vesicle-mediated transport, Golgi to endoplasmic reticulum. NCBI's taxonomy places the organism in Eukaryota, Metazoa, Arthropoda, Insecta, Hymenoptera, Megachilidae. Gene Ontology annotation, cellular component: Golgi apparatus; membrane.
AUGGCAGCGAUAAAAGGCCUGGGUAGAAAUAUCCCCUAUCUGAGGCAACAAUUCGCUGCCCUAUUAGGAAACACUAGUACAAGUGUGAAAUUCAUAUGCAUCGUUGUCCUAUUUUCUUAUUGCCUUUCAUUCUCCACGGAAGCAAUCCGUGUUUUAAGUGUGACACCAGGUUACCUGCUGCCUCCAGUUUUUUGGAUAUGGACAGCAUUUACCUUCUGUUUUCUCGAGAUACACUUCUGGGAAGUAUGUGUGGACAUUGUUACAGUAGGGCUGUGCGGGAAACUGAUCGAACCUCUUUGGGGUGCGAUGGAAAUGAUGACUUUCUUCGCUAUUGUUAAUUUUGGCGUCGCUGUUUUGUCAGCUUUAUUUUAUUUAUUUCUUUAUAUGUGUACCAAUGAUCCAGAUUUAUUAUUUGAUAUACACAUCCAUGGAUUGACUGGAUACAUCGCAGGUGUUGCUGUAGCUGUAAAACAAAUAAUGCCAGAUCAUAUUUUACUUAAAACACCAAUUGGAAAAAUUACAAAUAGAAAUAUACCAUUAAUGGUCUGGGUGAUGGGAGUGAUAUUAUGGCUUUUUGGAUUAUUAGAAGGUACUCAUCCAACUAUGUUUCUCAGCGGGUUAUUGAUAUCAUGGAUAUACCUCAGAUUUUAUCAGAAACAUAAUAAUGGUACACGUGGUGAUAUGGCAGACAAUUUUACAUUUGCAAGUUUUUUUCCAAAUGUUUUACAACCACCGAUAGCAGUUGUGAGUAAUACAAUACAUAGCUUUUUUGUACGCAUUGGAAUUUGUAAAAAAGUAGUCAGGAGAUUUGAUAUGUCUAAUGCUCCACCUGGUUUGAUUAUAAAUCUUCCUGGUAUUGAUCCCCAUGAUAGUGAAAGAAGAAGGCAAAUAGCGUUAAAAGCUUUAAGUGAGAGGUUGAGUAAGGAUCAUACAAAACCAUGGCAACCAGAUCGAGCUAAGAAACAUUCUCCAGUUCCUCCUGCAGUAUCAAUUCCAAUUCCUGAAUCUACUACCCCUAAACCUCUUGCAUCCCCUCUCAUUCCACAAGUUAGUGUUAACAUACAUAAUCAUACCUCUACUAAUACGUGAUUACAUCAGACAGACUGAUUUUACAAAGUAAAUGUAUAAAAAUAUGUUAAGAAACUUCUAAAGAAAAUGUUGAAAAUGGGACAACCAUGUUUGUAAUAUGGCAACAUUUAAUUGGGAAAAGAUUUUCGAUUGUAUAUAUGUAAAAUGUGACUUCGAGGUCAUCUGAAAAAUUAUUUUGAAGGAAAAAAACACCAAAACACUUAAAUUGCAUUGAGAAAACUCAGAUUUGUAAAUUAUCAUUUGUUAAAUCCAAAGAACAAAGUGCAAUACUCAAGCGGUGCCUUGGUGUUCAUAGCUUUUAAUGUAUCCAUCCUUGAGAGCCAAUCCUUAAAAAUAUAAACAUCGAGUUAAUUUGUUCUUUGGAAUUAUCAAAAAAAAGCUAAAAUGCUUAUUUGAUGUAGUUGUGAUAUUUUAAAGAAUAAAUUUUUGUCAACACUUUAUUUAAUUCUUAAUCCCAAUUAAUUACGUCAUAUUAUUAAUGAUACAGCAUAUACUCUUUAAAAGCUUCUUAAGCAAUAUAAAAGAUAUAACAGAAUCGAUUUUUCUAGUUUAUGAUGCUAUUUUCCAAGAAAAUCGUGUUCUUUGUUACUAAGAACUAUAAACUUUAUGUAAUUAAAUACCAUCGGUGAAAAGAUACAUAAUUUAAAUGUUUUUAAUAAAGAUCCUAAAGGUUCUGAAAUGUUGCAUAAAUGCAAUAUUGUUCCGUCUUUAAUAUUGUUUAGUAAUAACUGGAAGAGAAAUUACUAAUAUUAAUGAAGAAAAUAUAGACUGGCUUCCAGUACAAUAUUGUAAAAUAAUUUUCUUAGUAACAAAUUUAAAUUAAAAAAAGUUUUCUAUUAAUACGUUCUAGAAAAUAUUUUUUACCAUCAGAAUUCCAAUUAAAGAUUUUAUAUACUGUAAAAUAAUACACAACACACAUACAGAGUCCGGCCGAAUAAUAUGUAAAAGAAAAAAUAAGAAAAAUACAUAGAAUAAAAUUCUUUUACUUACGGGUUAGUUGCCGAAUAAAUCAAGUUCGAAAAUCCGCUGCGACACACUUUGUUCGUACAACUUGUCAUCGCGACAGCUAGACAAACACUAAACAUUCGGAUUAUACCGUAUGUUUACAUUUAACGUGUCUGUUUUUAUGUAUUAUUCGGCCGAACCCUGUAUGUAUUAAAAUCGGAUGCAAAUUCUCUCAUUUGAAAAUUAUGCAUUUUUAAAGCAAAAAACUGUAAAAUGUAUUAAGAUAUAUUUUUCAUGUUAUGCAUGAUUUUUGAAUUAUGAACAUUUUAUUUAGAUCGAAAAACUAAUUUAAUUGAAUUUAUAAAUUUCUUCUAUUAUGUUUACAGCAGUAAUUAUAUCUACAUGUAUAUCUGUAUCUAUGUAUGAUACAGAUUCAGAUUAUGUUUCAUUAAUAUCUAUAGUUUAUACAAAUUUAAACUAUUUAUUAAUACAUUUAAAGCACAUGUUAUUAAUUUAUUGUCAAUUUUAUUUUUUAAAAGUGCACAAACACAGUUAAUAUAGAUUUAGAUGCUUCUUAGAUACUGGCAUUUAAAAUAGUAAGUUGUACGUGAUGUAUUAUUUCUUGUACAUCUGAUUUUUUUUUUUUUUUUUCAUAAAUAUCAUUUUUGU